This is a messenger RNA of Penaeus indicus, 1282 nucleotides long. Its product is annotated as terpene synthase-like. Lineage: Eukaryota; Metazoa; Arthropoda; Malacostraca; Decapoda; Penaeidae. The coding region runs from base 34 to 1014 and encodes 326 amino acids. The record is from RefSeq and is a predicted model, not a curated record. Gene Ontology annotation, molecular function: prenyltransferase activity. The transcript is spliced from 8 exons. Gene Ontology annotation, biological process: isoprenoid biosynthetic process.
CUCUCAUACACACACACAGACGCGUCUUGAUUAAUGACAGCUCCCUCCUCUGUUACCUUGCGUUUCCACCCAUGCUUGCCUGGCCACAGCGGCGUCGAUUCGGCUUCAGACAUCUUCCAGCGCCCGUUCGACCACUACCUCUUCGCCCGAGUGAUACUGCCCCAGUCAAAAUACCUCAUGGAGAGCUGCGAUAACAACUAUGCCUUCAUCAAUAUGGAGUCUCUUUGUGAUACCAAUAAUAACGAGGAACAUGAUCAAAUCCUUUUGCAACCGUUCACUCACGUCCUCCAAGUCACGGGGAAGAUGACUAGAGGGAAGUUAGUUGAGGCUUUCAAUUACUGGAUGAGGAUACCUGAGGAUAAACUAAGGGCCAUAUCUGAGGUUAUCUACUUGCUGCAUAAUGCUAGUCUUUUAAUAGAUGACAUAGAGGACAACAGUGUUUUACGGCGAGGUAUUCCUGUGGCACAUCGUAUAUAUGGAACUGCAGCAACCAUAAACUCUGCUAAUUAUGUUUAUUUCCUGGGUCUCGAGAAAGUUCUAGCCCUGAAUCAUCCAAAGUCUAGAAUGUCUAUAUUUAUCGAAACAGGGGGAUUGUUUGGCUUGUCUAUUCGCUUAAUGCAACUUUUCAGUCAAUCUCAAAAGGACUUUUCAAGAAUCACAGGAAUUUUGGGGCUAUACUUCCAGAUCCGUAAUGACUAUGCAAUCCUUUGCUUGAAGGAGUACUGUGACAGCAAGAGCUACUGUGAGGAUUUGACAGAAGGCAAAUUCAGCUUUCCGGUCAUCCAUGCCAUUAAAAGUCAACCUGACGACCAGCAAGUUAUUAACAUCCUUCGUCAGAGACCCGAAGACCUGGAGGUUAAACGCUACUGCGUGUCCCUCCUGGAGAAGUUUGGUUCCCUUGAGCACACCAAAGAAACCAUGAAGAAACUGGAGGCCGAAGCGAGAGAGGAGAUUGCCAAACUAGGAGGCAACCCGCUCCUGGAAAAUGUGCUGGACGAACUCCGGAACUGGUAGAGCUCUGAAACAGCGAUUCCUAACUCUUUGAGAAGCGACUUGAAAUGACUUCCUCAAGGCGACCAUUCUGUAUUUUAGAUGCAAAUCGUUACGCCUACCCUAAGUAACUUGUACUUAUGCUAUAUGAUGGUGGAACACUAAGUACACCAUUGGGAAGUGCCUCUCUACCGUGGCGUAAAGUAUUUUGUAUUGUUUAAUUCUAGAGUUAGUGGUAAAGGUAUUGGUUCCACUUUAUACCUAGCCAAUAGAAAAUUGGUUCAUUGUGUGU